UCUUCUCACAACAAAAGAAAUUUUUAAAAAUAUUGAAGCUUAAAGAUAUUGAAUCAUUUUAUACUAGUCUGGCAAAUGGGUUUUUAAGGCUAUUACUUAAAUUUGAUACAACAAUUCUUGUC
Racocetra persica is the source of this 122-nucleotide messenger RNA. NCBI's taxonomy places the organism in Eukaryota, Fungi, Glomeromycota, Glomeromycetes, Diversisporales, Gigasporaceae. The record is from the annotation of a GenBank genome assembly.